Chaetomium strumarium is the source of this 1688-nucleotide messenger RNA. RefSeq lists its product as uncharacterized. The transcript is spliced from 2 exons. Gene Ontology annotation, biological process: regulation of DNA-templated transcription. Bases 141 to 1292 code for a protein of 383 amino acids. Lineage: Eukaryota; Fungi; Ascomycota; Sordariomycetes; Sordariales; Chaetomiaceae. The record is from RefSeq and is a predicted model, not a curated record. Gene Ontology annotation, molecular function: DNA-binding transcription factor activity.
GGCAUUUGCAUUCCUCUGGCCUUCCCUUCUCAACCUUCAACUCUCAACUUCAACGAUCCCAUGCUGCGUUCUGCAACCUCGACCAUCGGCUGCCCGUGACUCAAGUUCAGUGACCUUCAAUUACCCAGCAAAUUUAUAUCAUGGAUCAACUCCCGGAGGAUUCCUCGAUUUUCAAUCCGGAUUACCACAACAUUCGAAAUGUUGCGCCGCGACAACAACAAACCUCGUUCCCCGCGCCGAGCCAUGAGUACGGCCUCUACAAGCAACAAACGGGCAUCGUUCCUGGUGCACUGGAGGACACAUUGGCGAUGAAUCAAAGCAACACACCGUUACUUAACUACGAUUUUCCGCUCCUCAACGAGACUCUAGCGGACGAACUCUUCGACUUCAACACCGCCUCAUCACAAGUUUCGGCGACCUCACCGGAUCUGAGCCUCCUGGGCUUAUCAUCCAUAUCUGAUCCGAAUUUCCUGCUUGGGACGACAAUCGAUCCCAAUUUCAUCGGCGGCCAGGAACCGGACACCCUGACCCCGCCCCCUCCUCCGCCCGCACUCACGAGCAACAUCGGCCACCUACGUCCAGGGAUGCACAGCCAGGCCGCGAUGGCCAGGAGAGCAGAGCAGCAGCAGGCUCUCACACAGCAACAGAUGCUAGCACAACAGCAGCAGCAACUAGCACAGCAGCAGCAGCAGCAGAUGCUAGCACAGCAAGGGGCACAGUCACGAAGCGCCUCGUUGGCCCCUCCCACACCCGAAAGCGACACCGAGCAGAAGAUCAAUCGGGUGAUUGGCGUUACACAUUGCGAGCCGCCGAAAGUCGAGCCGAUAACGACCGUACCGCUUGAUUUGCCGAAGCUGAAGAAGGACUUUGAAGAGAUGGACGACGACGAGAAGCUUCUGGCGAGCGAAUCCGGGAAGCAGCUACCGACUGGGAGUAGGCGUCGUAUCCGAAACAAGGUCUCGGCGCGUCACUUCCGUGAGCGGAGGAAGAAAUACAUGGAGGCCUUAGAGCAGGAGCUCAUCAAGCAGGCGAACGAGAACGCGCUGCACAAGGCGAAGAUCCAGGCCAUCGAAGAUGAGAACAAGCGGAUGACGAGCUUUAUUAAGAUGCUCCUCUCUUCGCCUCACUUCUCCGGGAUGCUGAAUGAUCUGAGCAACAACCCGGAACAGAUCUUGCAUAUGGGGCCCCCACCAAUGCAUCCGGCACAGCAACAGAUGCCGAACGGGCAGCAACCGAUCCGGCAAAUGAUGCCACCCCCACGUCCACAACAACAGCAGAUGUUCAGCGGGUAGUUGAUAUGGAGGCGAGCGGGUCCAACCAGGACCGCAAUACAUUACAAGAUGCACAGCAGGCCACUGCGGUGCAGCUGUCGGCGCAUCGAGUACCAGCAAUCAUUCGGCGGUUUCAUUUUUUUGUCAUUGAUUGGGUAGAUGAGUGAUUGGGUUGGGUUGUUUGGGUCGACCUUGACGGGAUGGGUUUACUGUGUUGCAUUGGCUAUGGAGUAUCAGUUUCAUGGGCGGUAUUAAUACUCAGCGGAGUAUCACUUUCUCAAGGGUUUGAGAAAAGCUCGGAGCGGAAUUGUUGUCAGCGGAUAUGGCUUUGUUAAAGGCAUUGGAGCUUCUUGUACUUAGAUUAGAAAGGCAGCCGAGGGAGCAUCACAUCUUCCUCGAGCAAAUGCUGUUCCACUC